UCUAUUGCGAUAAUAAACCACACUUUGUGAAUAGUAAUGGCGAUCGAUGGUUUGUUCGUAAUUUGCUGCAUUUUAUUAAACUUCUGUUCUGCGGAACAGAUAUGGCACUCUUAUCAGUUCGAGUCUGGAUACGCCAACCGAGAAGAAUUGGUCAUAACAAAAGUUACAACUGAUAAUAGCUUUGCCGCCGAUGGUACCGUUUUGGCAUGGAGAACCUUGGCAGGUAACGGAAAAGUGUUCGGUGCUGGUUUGUUGGAUAAUGCCAUGGUAUUAUUAAAUGUGGAAUUAUCACAAGAUGGCAAAUCGUUUGUUGCACGACAGAAAGUGGCGGAAUUCCCUUGGAAGGUUACUGCAGUAGAAAUGUUCCAACAUUGGAACACUGAAACACGCAAAUUAGAGAUUAUACUCAUUUCGGCCAUUAUCAAUGACAACACCGCGGAAUUGAGGUGGUACAAACUUAACGACCUCGAUCUGGAACACUUCUGGACGUGGCCACUUCAGAAAAAGAUCUCGCAUAUGCAAUUUUUUCAGCUGGAAAGCGACAAAUGUAGACUUCUAAUCCUCAACGAUACAGCAGAUGUGUACGAAUUCAGCGUGAACUCCCUGACGUCCCCCCAGUUUUGGCUUUCGCAAACGCUACAACUUUCGUCUCCCGCAAACAGUUCGGCCAUUAAUUCUUAUGGUUCGGAUAUGUAUCUCUCCAUACCACAACAAAAGCAGAACGAAGUUCUGGUGUACAAACUAAUAAAGGACCAUUUUGAGUUUUGGAUUGCUAUCAGUAGUAACAAUGUAAAUCAGGUGGCCUCCUUUAAAAUCGGUUUCAAAUCCUUUUUGGCGAUUAACGGCGACACGCCCUCCAUUUAUAAGUUUGUUAAGGAUAAUAUCGAGUUAGAAAACGUGAAUGGUAUCCAUUUGACCAAUGUCGAAUUUUGGCUGCCCGUUCCCGUGAAGACCUACAGGGACGAAGUUGCGUUAAUUUUGCAACGCACCGUUGACCAUGACACGUACAAAUCUCAUUCUUUAGAGGCCGUUCUGUACGACGGACAUAAUUUUAAUAUGCACGAAGAGAUCCCCUGCUCAUUUUUUGGCGAGGCGGCGCACGGGCUGGAUUGUAUGGUCGACGAGGAUGGAUUCAAUGGAUUGUUAGGGGCGGCAGUUGUUUCCUUGAAAGACGUUUUAGGUAUUUUAGUGCCGCAUAAGAGUAAAACUAUCAUGUUUAUGGUCGAAACGGUCUUGAAGCAACGUAAAGGUCCUGUAGAAUUAGAAGUUGAGAAACUGAUUGAAACUAGACAACAGCUUCAGAAAAUGAUAUCGGAACAAAAAGCCCAAAUUGAAUCGAUUCAAAAACGUUUAGAAACGACCCCUCGUGAAGACGAUGUAGAUCGUGUCACCAUUUUGCCGGUGUAUCAAGAGGAGGUGACCACAGUUAUUGUACCGCUUCCAGAUGAUCAAGUAGUUCACGUCGGUGACCUAAAACAUCUAACUGAUGAUUUUGAAAAAAAUCUAAGCGAAACAAAAGCCGAAUUUGGAAAAAUUGCAGCUGAUAAUGAGGCAGAAAGGCGCUUUGGAUUAUUGAACGUGUACGGGGAUUUGCAAGCUUUGGGCUCCAUCUCAUUUCAAAACAUCAAUACUGAUCUAAUUAAUGAUGAAAGUGUUGAGGAAGUACUGCGUGACACAGUGCAAAAGAAUGCGGCGAAUAUAAUCUCAGGUCAUAAAACUAUCAAUAGUGCCAACAUUGGCAGCCUCACGUUUAGAGUGGCUAACGGAAUUAAUUCCGAAGAUUUGUUGUACAAGACCGAUCAGCCUCUAAGAUUAAAUGGGCGAUUGGUAUUUGAAAAUCAGGUGGAGGUAUUUGGCGAUGUUACGACCACACACGGAAACGUAAACGACAUUCGCCUAAUGAACGAAGUGGUCGAAAUGAAAAGGACAUACAACGAUACUUUCGAGUUUGAACACGUAAUCGUAACAAAAAAAUUGAACACUUCCCAGGCGAAUAGUUUUCGGAUUCAAAAAAGUUUCGCAGAGAUCGUCGGGGACGUCGGUUCAAAAGUGGAAACCUUAGAUUUGGAUUCGGUUGAAAUGCUUGGAGAUAUUACCGUUGAAAAUGUCAACGGGGAGAAUUUCGAAUUGUUCAAAAAGUCUCUCCGUUUAAGAGAUGUCGACAGUUACAUUCCUGGGGAGACGUUUAUGGCUGAUAAUGUAAUCAUUACUGGAGCAAUCGACGCCCAGUACUUGAAUGGAGUCAAGUUCCCGGAGGACCACCUAUUCACAAACUCCGAAUUUAGCACAAUUACAGGCCAAAAAAACUUCUUGAGUCCGUUGCACGUGGAACAGCUCAUCAUUGAGGGUAGUCUUAAUGGAAUCAGACCAGACAACAUUGUAACGCUUUCCACUAGUCAGUCGUUACCGGGAAACUUCCUUUUCACUGAUCUUGAAGUUACGGAGGUUAUUAAUGUAAAGGAUGAGGUUAACAUAACAGGAUCAUUUAUGGAAAAAUUCUUGCCCAAUCCUGGUCUGUUGGAGACUAACAGGAUUAGCGCGAGAGCCAAUUUUAGAUCCCUAAUUGUAGAGGGCAGUGUUAUUGUAUCGGAGAACUACAAUAAUAAGAACCUGCAAGAUCUUCUCCAGGAUGUCAUUUAUCUGACUGAUAGUUACGCACAUGUUACCUCAGUUAAAAACUUUACGAAGGGGCUUUCCGUUAGCAAUGGUAUCAUAUCGACGUCAGAGCGUGUUGGUGGCAUCCCACUUUCUUCCAUCAUCACCACGAACACUGAGCAAACAAUUUUAAUGCAGACAUUGAAUGGUGCCGUAGUCUUCCAGAAUCUCCUAGUGCAGGGGUUAUACUCAGGCAUCAAUAUUACGAAACUGGACCUAGAAACAGUGAAGCUUAGCGGUGAUCAGUUUUUGCCGGCCACUCUUGUAUUCGAAAAUGAUGGUCGAAUGGUUGAUUUGACAGCGACCAAGAUGGAAAUAUCAGGCACGUUGAAUGAAUUUCCCGUUGCCAAUUACUUUUACGACACCGAUGGAAGUGAAAGAGAUAUGGAAAUUAAUUUGAUAGACUUUUCCAAAAUACAGGCGCGCAAUGUUAUUGUGGAAGGGAGCCUGGCGGGAUCAAUAGACAACUUCUCUCUUGAGGAAUUUGACAAAAGACGCUUAAGCGCGACAAGACAACAAACAAUCUCUGCUAAAUACACAGCGGGGCGUCUCCACGCGGAGAACCUAAUUGCCAAAUGGGUUAAUGGGGAAUUAUUUGAGAAACUCUUCGACCGUGACUACUACUUAGAUCUGAUAUCGGAUAAAUUCGUUGCCGGCGACCUGUUUGUGAAAAAUAUCAACGUGAUCGGAAACUUGUCAGUGGAACAAGUUAUUAACGGAGAAGACGUUACUGAGCUUGUCAAAUCGCCCGUUUGGACCGACAAAAACAACAAUUUCACCGAAGUCACUUUCGCUGGGGACCUCUUCGUCAAUCAUUUCAAUUUAAAGCACUUCAAUGGAGUGCCCUUUAAACUGUUCACCGAUAAUGUGAUCUACAAAGAUGAAAAAAAUCCGGUCAUUACCGGUUUUAAGAAUUUCGUAAACGGUUUUCGCGUCACAAGGAUGCUCAAUUCGGAAUAUUUGAAUGGCAUUCACGUGGAUAACAUUUUGAUGAAAACCGGAGAACAGGCAGUAAAGGGACCGGUUACUAUUACUGGAAACGUAAUUGUUAAUUAUGAUACUGUGGUGGACGAGGGGCUCAAUGGUGUUCCACUGUCUUAUUUACGGGACGUUUACCAUUCGGAAAAUAACACUUGCGUUAUAAAUGAUGACUUGAUGUUCCAACGUGUUCCAUAUAUAAAUAACCUGAUAGUCGAGGGUUACGUGAACGACCUGAAUUUAGAAGAGUUUCUCCAAGAUGUCGUAUACAAAACCCAAAGCAGAAAAAUACCAAACAACGUAACGUUUCUAAAUAAGGUUCAUGUCAAGCAAAACUUAAACGUGCGGGGUAACAUUAACAACGUAGACUUUUCUGAGUUCGUAGAAGACGUUGCGGUUAUAACUAAAGAUAGUAUUAUUGGCGGUGACGUAACAUUCAUACAGCCGGUUUAUGCUGAAAGCGAAUUGAUGAUGGAUAACUUGGAGACCAAGUACUUGAGUGGGGUUGAUUUAGACAGUUGGAAGGAAAAUGCUGUUUUGACAAACCGUGGUAUAAUACCAGGCAAGCUCACGUUCGAGUACGUUACAAUGCAGGGAGAAGUUUACCUAAACUUUAUCAACGACAUUGAUCUCAACGCGCUGGUACCGUUACGUACAGAUCAGCAUGUCAACCAAAGUUUGGAAUUCUUGGAAAUAUCCCCCCUUCAUAACAUUUCCGUGCAAAAUCGUGUGAACGGUUAUGUAUUACCCGACGAAUACUAUAACUCAAUUUUCAUGGAUCAACGAUUACACGAAGUUUACUCAGAUAUCACCUUCGCCAAUAACGUUCUGGUGCGAAAUAAUCUACAAGUUGUGGGUUUGUCCGAUGGAAGAAAUUUGAGUAAUGCAGUUACCACAAACACCGAACAAAGGUUAACGGCAAAUUACGAAUUUGACUGCGAAGUUACCAUGAAUGACGAUAUAGAAGUUGGGGGACAAGUUAACGGUGUAAAUGUAAGGGAAUGGAACGAACGGGGUGUUAAAACUGACGGCGUAUUCGUGCAAACUAUAUCAGAUAAUUGGACAGCGACUAAUGGCGUGGUGUUUGGUGAAAAUGUCUUUGGCGAUGCGUUAUUGCAGGGAAUAGACGUGGUGAAAUUGGCGGAUACCGUUGAGCAAAAGCGCAUUUUGAAGGUUUACGCCGAAGAUGGAAUAACGGGAACUUAUGAAAAUGUAUGUAAAGACGUCAGCGCUGUUAUGAAGAGAGUAGAAUCGCAAAUAUACCUGUUCAAAUACUUCGACUACCUGCAACGUUUCAAAUUUGAAGCCGAGAUCGAAAACAUCCACCAGUUUAAGUCGGGCACGGAAGACUACCUCUUGGUCACCGAAGAAUCCUCCUGCACCUCCCAUUUAUUCGCAUGGUUCAAAACGGAAUUUUCUGAAAUUUCCAUUAUCAAAACGGGAACGAUUUCCCAAAUGAUAACCGUGAAAGACGGAGAUUACGUUUUCUUGGUCAGUAAAAGCAGCGCAUUUUUAACGGAUUGUAGGUAUUUCGGUACAAAUAUCUGGAAAUUCGACCAUCAGGAGUUGGUACUGUUGCAUAAAUUGGAAAACUAUAAACUGCUGCAAGAUUCGUUGAUAUCCGGUACAUUCUACGCACUGUCGGACGAAUUUGUUGUAGAAUACCACUUGCACACGAAAGGAGCGACCGAAGUAAAAAACCACCGGAAAUGGAGAAUUUCUGAGGAUAAUUGGAGAUUUGUACCCAGAGGUUCGGGACUUGGUUUAUCUUUAAGUAAUGGGCGGAAGUUGCUGAAACUCAGCCGCCAUGAUUCCGUGGAAGAGACUGAAUAUGGAUAUGAAACAGAUGUGUUUCUUAGAGGGAAUAUUAUAGAAGAGUAUAAUGGUUUAAUUCCGCCUGCUGGUGAUGGAGAUAUUAUAACCAUGAACGUCGGUAUUGGCAACCAUAGGAAAAGUGUUGUUGCAGUCGGUACAAACAAUCAAACCAGCGUGAAAGAGGCAUUUGACUUCAUCAAGAUAUACGAAGAUCUCGCCACAGGGAAGCUAUUCCAAAACCUACCAGCUUACAAACCGUCAUCCCUUCUCUCACUAGAACCAAGGAACAACGGUGAAACCUUACUUCUAUUCCUCGAGGACAAUAAGCUGCUACAGGUUUAUGAGUACAAAGGUUUUAACAAAUAUAAACACAAAACUACCGUCAAGAUGCCAGGGACGAAUUUGUUCUCGAUAACGGUCCCCACGAACAAGACAAUCGGGAUAAAUCAAAUAGUAGGAGUUGUAAAUAAAAAGGAACUUACCCUGCUUAAAGCUGUUAUGGUCGGUAAUCGAAUUUCAAUCGAUCACCCGGAUUGCAAACUAUAAAUGUGAUAUAUUUAUUAUUGUUAAUUGUUAUAACUAAUAUGUUGCUUAGGAGUUAGUUGUGAAAAAAAAUUUGGUUCGAUA
Photinus pyralis (common eastern firefly) is the source of this 6075-nucleotide messenger RNA. RefSeq lists its product as uncharacterized. NCBI's taxonomy places the organism in Eukaryota, Metazoa, Arthropoda, Insecta, Coleoptera, Lampyridae. Gene Ontology annotation, cellular component: cell surface. The coding region runs from base 37 to 5994 and encodes 1985 amino acids. The transcript has 21 exons. The record is from RefSeq and is a predicted model, not a curated record. Gene Ontology annotation, molecular function: heparin binding.